CGCGAUUUUCUUCACUCUUUUGGAGGAGCUGUGAGCUCGAUCUCAUCGCGGAGAGCGCACCACCAAACGAGAUGAAGAUGCCGAGCUGGUCCCUGGCGGCGUCUUUCAUCCCCGUGCUGUUGGCACUCGUGCAGCUCCGCGUUCACUCCAUGUCUGUGAGGCGUCCACACUCGGCAUUCAUCCCUUCGCCAAUGGAGAGGCAAGUGAUGCAGAGGAGGCAAAACGGACUGACGCGGGCGAACGUGGAGCCGUCAGAGAGGAGAAGGCGGCACGUCCUCCCCGCAUCACCAGCAUCCAGACGCGGCAGAUUCGAUGAGGUGGCGGCUUCGGCGUUCCUGCUGUUCGGCGGACUCUCGAUGACUCCCGCAGCUGCUGAUGCCGCGACAGGUGGAAGGGGCGGAGGCAGACCUUCUGGAUCGUCGGCGGGCCGGUCAUCAAGUGCUGGGCGGAGCGCCUCGGCGGGCAAGGCCAGCUCCGGCGCAGCACGGAGCGUCAGCCCGAAGGCGGCUGCGCCAGAGCCCUCGCGGACGCCAUCUUCCCCUCCGCGGCCAUCUGCUGAAAAGACGCCCUCUUCGUCGAGCCGGCCACCGUCUGAGAGUGAGUCGAGCAUCAGCAGAAGCGAGAAGCUGAGGGAGGACACCAAGUCGGCAGAGCAGAAGUACCAAGAGCUACUCAAGAGCGACUCGUUCGGUCCAAAGAAGAGCGCCACCACGCCCUUACCGGCAGCCCCUGGAGGCGGUGCAGCACCCGCACCGGCGGCCCCUGCCCCUGCAGCCCCGGCCGCUCCCCCCUCCGGCCCUACCAACAUCUAUGUGCAGCCUGCCCCGACAGUGACCUACUUCGGCGGCCCAUCCUUUUUCCCUUUCUGGGGGCCGCCAGCGCCUGUGUUCCCCAUCCCCGUCCCUGUGCCCGUGCCUGCGCCUCAGCCAAGGUGAGUGGACGGACGGAGUGGCAAGACAGACAGACAGACAGACGGACGGACAGUGGGCCGCUGGCGCAUGUGAUAAUGGGCUCAUGUGUGUGUCUUCAGCGUUCGUGUUGAAGAAAACAUCAUAGUGCGGAAUGUGACGGUCGACACGCGCUGAGGAGACAGGAGUGUGUGCACGCCAGUACGUAGCGUCUUGGUCGUCCUGUGCAGUGCUCUUUCAUGCCUAGCGCUCAUGCAGUAGCUACUCUUGACUCUCUGUGCAGUCUGUGUCGAAUUCACCCCGUGUGGUAUAUCGCAGUUGUGCUGGUCUGUUCUGGGCGGUUUUGCAGCCGAGUUUUUGGACACGUGAGGUGGAUUGGGCGAGGUGAUUGAUGGUCCUGAAUGAUGUGAAUUUCUG
Vitrella brassicaformis is the source of this 1325-nucleotide messenger RNA. NCBI's taxonomy places the organism in Eukaryota, Vitrellaceae. The record is from the annotation of a GenBank genome assembly.